Paramecium sonneborni is the source of this 762-nucleotide messenger RNA. The record is from the annotation of a GenBank genome assembly. NCBI's taxonomy places the organism in Eukaryota, Ciliophora, Oligohymenophorea, Peniculida, Parameciidae.
AUGGAUAUCAAAUAAGAGUAGCAUUUGUAGGAUAUAAAGAGAUAUGUGAUAAGGAGGAUUAGAUAGUUUAUUGGAGUUUUACUAAAAAAAUUGAUGAACUUAAGAGCUUUAUAAAGGGAUGAGAAGCUAAAGAAGGUGGAAAUUAUGCUAUUAUAGAGAGGUUUUUAUUAAAAUUCCAAAAUAAUAUUUUGAUAAUCAAAGAUAUUAACUAAAGAAGAGAUUUCCAAUAACGAAGAAUUAGUAGAUUCUUGUUAUGCUUGCUAAAUAGCAUAUUUCUUUAAUUAAAGAUUAAAAGAAAAUAAUCUAUUAAAGGAGAUGUAACCUCUCUUUUAUGCUCAUUUAAUUUUUUAUACACUUUAAAAACCAUUUUAUGGAAUGAAUAAAGUUUAUGGCUUAACUUACAUAUAAAUCUAAUAAUAUAAAUGUUAAAAGUUCUCUAACAAUUGUAAAUAUAUUGAUCCUGAAAAAUAUUAUUAUUCAUCAUUUCGCCAUUUUUCAUUUGAAGUUAGUAAAGAAAAUUUAGUCAUUAUGGAUUUAUAUUUAGCUCAUAAUAUAUUUUCUGAUCUUUCAAUCUAAACUGAAGAAUCUUGGAAAAAGAUCAUACCAAUAGACUUAAUUUAGGAAUCUCAGAUUUUAAAAUUGCCUAGCAUAAAGAAUGCAGUUACUUCUGUGAAAAAUUACAGCUCGAUUAAUUAGAAGUCAAAGAUUAAUUAAAUCGUAUAUCCUCCAGAUUAAAUAAAAAUAUUUAUGGAUAUGUUAUGA